UUAUCGCAGCAACAUAGCCAGAAUCCAAUCAACACACUAGUCACCAUGAAAGCCGCUAUCAUUUUCGCUUGCUUGUUGGCCGUCGCCUUCGCUCUGCCCCAACCUGAUGCCGAGAUUGUCAAGCAAGAAUCCGAUGUUGGACCUGAAAGCUACCAAUACGCUGUUGAGACCAGCGAUGGCACCAAGAAGGAGGAAGCUGGUACCUUGAAGGAUGCUGGUUCCGACCAUGAAGGUAUUGAUGUUCAUGGCAGCUACUCGUGGACCGACGAGAAGACUGGCGAGAAAUUCACCGUCGAAUAUGUUGCCAACGAAAACGGUUUCCAACCAAAAGGCGCUCAUUUGCCAGUUGCCCCAGUUGCUCCUUAAAUUGAUUGCCGAUGCGUUGAGUUGUGUUAUUGUUUAUACUAAAUGUAGGAUCUUUUUUAUUGAGAAUAAAUUAAU
Molecule: messenger RNA, 441 nt
Organism: Ceratitis capitata (Mediterranean fruit fly)
Lineage: Eukaryota; Metazoa; Arthropoda; Insecta; Diptera; Tephritidae
Product: larval cuticle protein 5
Exons: 1
Coding region: 46-366 (106 amino acids)
Cellular component (GO): chitin-based extracellular matrix
Molecular function (GO): structural constituent of chitin-based larval cuticle
Source: RefSeq, a predicted model, not a curated record